CUCUAAUUAUUCAAUCAAACAUAGACACAAUUUAGUGAGAGAUAGAUGGAUAAUGCGUUGAUGGAUAAUUCAGAAGAAAGCAGGCUGAAAGGGCAAGCUCAAAUAUGGGAGCACAUGUUUGCAUUUGUAGAUUCAAUGGCAUUGAGAUGUGCAAUUGAACUUGGUAUACCCGAUAUUAUUAACUCUCAUGGUCGUCCGGUAACAAUGCCUGAAAUAAUCGGCAGUCUAAAAACAACCUCAUCAUCGCCUGUCAAUGCUAAUUAUCUCACGCGUAUAAUGAGAUUACUGGUUCAUAAGCAUCUAUUUACUUCUCUAUUCCACCGAGAAAGUAAUGACACUGUAAACGGUUUAACUCGAUCGUCAAAAUGGUUACUAAAAGAUUCAAAGUUCAAUCUAUCGCCAAUGUUUUUACUCUUGCUUCACCCUCUUAUGUUGGAACCAUGGCAAUAUUUGGGAAAUUGUCUCGAAGAAAGCGGUCUUGCCUUUGUGAAAGCUAAUGGGCGUGAAAUUUGGGAUUUGGCUUUAGCUAAUCCUCAAUUUAAUCAACUUUUCAAUGAUGGAAUGGGGUGCACGGCUAAAAUGAUAGUCAGUAAGAUCUUGGUCGAAUAUAAAGAUGGAUUUAAUGGCAUAGGAUCGCUUGUUGAUGUUGGCGGUGGGACUGGUGGGAUGAUAGCCGAGAUCGUUGAGUCUAACCCGCACAUACAAGGUAUCAAUUUUGAUCUACCUCAUGUGCUGGCUAAUGCACCUGAACGUCCAGGGGUUACCCAUGUUAGGGGAGAUAUGUUCAUUAAUAUUCCGGAAGCAGAUGCUGUUAUAACGAAGUGGAUAAUGCAUGAUUGGAGUGAUGAAAACUGCAUAGAGAUCUUGAGAAAUUGUUAUAAGGCAAUAUCAAAAACGAGGAAUGGAAAAGUUAUAAUUGUCGAUUGUGUACUGGUUCCAGACAGAAAUGACUUAUUUGAUAAAACAAGAUUAGUAUUUGAUCUACUGAUGAUGGUAAUUCCUGGUGGAAAGGAAAGAACUGAAGCCGAAUGGAAGAUGUUACUGAAGAGUGCAGGUUUCUGUCGUUAUAAUGUAAUUAAAAUUCCCACAAUCCCUUCUAUCAUCGAGGCAUUUCCUAAAUGACCACAGAAAGACUGAUAUUGCUCUUAAUCUAUAUGAAUAUUACAUUUACAGGCAUUUUAUAUAUAUUUACCCGUGAUCUGCCAAUUACAUAUAUGCUUGUAUGAAUCUGUUUUAAAACCAAAUAAAUAAACAGAAGUGUCAAUAUCUCAUCUUGAGCGAGAGUUGGACAUAAGUAAUUGAAUUUAAUCUUAUUGU
Messenger RNA from Papaver somniferum (opium poppy), 1317 nucleotides. Its product is annotated as (R,S)-reticuline 7-O-methyltransferase-like. The record is from RefSeq and is a predicted model, not a curated record. Bases 46 to 1122 code for a protein of 358 amino acids. The transcript is spliced from 2 exons. Gene Ontology annotation, molecular function: protein dimerization activity; O-methyltransferase activity; S-adenosylmethionine-dependent methyltransferase activity. Lineage: Eukaryota; Viridiplantae; Streptophyta; Magnoliopsida; Ranunculales; Papaveraceae. Gene Ontology annotation, biological process: methylation.